CCGCCUGCCUGUGUGCCGCGCAGCUCCUCGUAGGUAUUUCCGAGCUGGACUGGCCGGAUGGGUGAGCACUGAAUAUAGCAAGGCCUGUCGGGUGCUGUAGUUCAUUCUAACUGAACAAUCAGUAGUGCAGAGCGGUGCCAGACUGCCACCUGCCCACUCCCAGCGCCUCCGGUUACACUGGCGGAUGGCAACACUCCAGCCUCACAGCUCGUUUCCUUGGCAACCAGCUUCUACCACCGGCUCCAGGCUCCAAGGGCAGUGGCAAUUUUUUUCUAACUACAAAUAACUAAACAAAAGCUAAAGGCUACAGAUUGCAGCAAACAAAGCAGCCUGGGGCUGUAGAAUGAAUGAACAAUCCCCGGCACUACGGCCCAUACAGAGAAAGGGCAAUGCACACCCUUUUUGAAAAUAAAGCUCAGAUGUCCUUUGUUAAGUAGUUGCAGACCAGCUUAAAGCCAGGACUAUAAAUAGGAGUUUUCCCUGUUCCAAUCCAGAGAUCCAGGAUCUACAGAACAGCCAAAAUGGGAAAGAUUAUCUUCUACGAGGACAAGAAUUUCCAGGGCCGCUCCUAUGAGUGUAACUCUGACAGUAUAGAUCUUCACUCCCAUUUCAGUCGCUGCAACUCCAUCAAAGUGGAAAAUGGGAACUGGAUGGUGUACGAACAUGCAAACAACCAGGGACACCAAUAUUUCCUAAAGAGAGGGGAAUAUCCUGAUUUCCAGCACUGGAAUGGAUUCAAUGACUCCAUCAGCUCUUGCCGAAUUAUUCCUCAGCACCGUGGCACUUUCCGCAUUAGGAUCUACGAGAGGGAAGACUUUAGGGGGCACACAGUGGAGUAUACAGAGGACUGCCGCCAGGUCUAUGAAGAGUUUAAUUACCAUGACAUUAAUUCAUGCAACGUGCUUGAGGGACACUGGAUCUUCUAUGAAUUGCCCAAUUAUAAAGGGCGUCAGUACUACCUGAGACCUGGAGAGUACCGGAGAUACAACGACUGGGGCGCUACCUCUCCAAGAGUUGGCUCCUUCAGAAGAGUCCAAGAUCUUUAUUAAAGACCAACAGUAAUUCUUCUAACAAUUUUGACUCACAAUAAAAUGUCCUGACAUUAAA
This is a messenger RNA of Pseudophryne corroboree (corroboree frog), 1107 nucleotides long. Its product is annotated as gamma-crystallin 1-like. Gene Ontology annotation, molecular function: structural constituent of eye lens. The record is from RefSeq and is a predicted model, not a curated record. Bases 522 to 1049 code for a protein of 175 amino acids. The transcript is spliced from 4 exons. Lineage: Eukaryota; Metazoa; Chordata; Amphibia; Anura; Myobatrachidae. Gene Ontology annotation, biological process: visual perception; lens development in camera-type eye.